GAUCCGCAGCCGUCGGUCGUCAUGUGGUCCCUGUAAAGACGAGAGAACAGAAAACAUGGCUGCUAUGCUGUUUUAGCAGCACCAGUACCACUUCUUGGAGAUACUUUAGGAUAUUAAAGCAAAGCUGUCAUGGAGAUGCAGAGAAGACAGCUGACUCCAGAGGAAGAUGCCCUGGAGCACAUCGUUCCGUGCAGGGACAAACCCUUCCUUGAGGAACGCUUUAUCGACUCCUUUAAAGGUAGAGGAGUGUUCACCCACAAAGCCAUCAAACCAUCUUCAUUUGUUGUUGAAUAUCGGGGGAACGUCUUUCGCCAAACAGACGCGCCUCAGAGGAAAUAUGAUGAACCUCUGAACAAUUAUUUGUUUGAGUUUACAUGGGACGGGGCACAGUGGUGUGUUGAUGCCUCCAAAGAGGACAGGAGCCUUGGUCGACUUGUGAAUGACAAUCACAUAAGUCCCAACUGUGAAAUAAGGACAGUUGUCUGUGAAGGGAAACCACACUUGUGCCUGUUUGCAGUGAUGGAAAUAUCUCAAGGCGAGGAGAUAACUUACAACUAUGGGGACUCCUCUUAUCCGUGGAGAUCAAUGGCGUCCUGCGAAGGAUCGAGUACUUCAUACCCAGACUUUUAUACUGCUUCAUCAACACCAAGAAAUGAAAGACUUCAAGACUCGCCAGCUUCAAGCUUUGGAAAUUCCUUCUCUGAUGAAGAUGACUACGUACAACCAGACAGCGAACCGAGUCGUGACGGUGCCAGUUUCGCCGACAUCAACACUCAGUUAGAUUUCAGGGACACUUCACCUUUUGCAGACUCUUCUAAAGAGAUGAUGGGGAGCUUUGUGCUGCCACCAGAUGAAGCAUCGUUCACCCAGCAGGAGGAUGACGUCAGUUCAGAUGGAGACGAGGGAACCAGCGAGGCGACAGCAAACCCAGAUGCUCGCUCUUGGACCAGUAAAAAUUAUUGUUACGUUUGCGGGAAAGGGUAUAGUAAACUUGCUCGGCAUUUUGUAAAGCAUGCUGAUCAAGAGCUGGAAAUCGCUGAAGCUUUGGCAUUGCCUAAAACCUCCAGGGAGCGAAAAAAGAUACUUGACGAAUUACGCAACUGGGGGAAUUACCUGCAUAACAAGGAGGUGUUGAAGAGCAAAAGUGGAGAGUUGAAACUGAAAAGACGACCGAAAACCGGGGAAGUCACUACGAAAACAUUUGUGCACUGUCUGCAUUGUAAAGGCAUGUUUCGCCGUAAGGAGAUCUGGCGGCAUGUAUCCAGAUGUCCUUCGAGGACAUCCGGAAACUCUGAAACAUCAAACUCAGCAACAGGUGGCCAUAAAAAAGUCCUAGGUGAGAUCGCUCUUGCAGAGUCACCAUACACCAAAAACCUUCAGCCUAAUGUGAGGGAGAUACUCUUAAAUAUGAAUCAAGAUUUGAUUGCAUCCGCAGUUCAAAAUGACUUCCUUCUAAUUCAGCUGGCACAGUAUCUGUCUGAGAAGUACGGAAAUGAUCCAAGUAAACAUGAAUAUGUGAGACAGAAGCUGCGAGAAAUGGGAAGACUUUUGCUCGCACUGCAUGAGAAGUCGAUAUAUAGCUUCGAAGAGGCGAUAAAACCCAAAAACUUCAACAAAGUUGUUGAUGCUGUGAAAGUUCUCGCUGGUUUCGAUCAAAAGAUGCAGGGCUACAACAAACCGAGUCUUGCCUUGAAAAUAGGACAUUCGCUGAAAAAAUUAGGCAACAUUGUCCUCAAUGGAGACAAUUGCAACGAGAGGAAGAUGAAAGACACAAAGACAUUCAUGAAACUGUGCACAAAAGAAUGGUCUGAACAAAUCUCCCACACAGCCCUCGCUUCAUUAAACGGACGGAGAGUAAACAAGCCGUCGACCAUACAGUUCACACGUGAUGUGCAGGCGUUUUUCAGGUACCUGGAAAAAACAUCAGCAUCUGCAGUUGAAAGCAUGAAGACUUCUGAAAGCCAGCAGGUCUACACGGCGCUCUGCAGAGUGACACUUGCACAAGCCACAGUCCUGAGCAAAUGUGCACCUGAGGUCUCAAAAAUGACACUGAAGACGUUCCAGGAGAGAGACGACUCUACUCAAGUGUUGUCCAAGCAUUUCCUCAGGAUGAAUAUUGUGUUCAAGAGUGGCAAAAACGUUGCCGUCUUGUUGACCUCUCAGCUUGUCAGUGCACUCACGCUGCUUGUGAGCAAGAGAAGCACAUGUGGUGUUCACGACGCGAAUCCUUUCUUGUUUGCAAAGCCGAACUCUUCUCCUGUGAGCCUCUUCCACGGAGGCAACUGCAUCAGAGCUUUCUCAAGUCUGUGUCGUGCGAAGAGUCCAGAGCAUCUCCGGUCGGUACAUCAUCACAAGCACAUUGCAAGAAUCUUCCAGAUUCUCAACCUGGAGAAUGACGAGCUUGACCGCCUCGCUAAGCUGUUGGGCCAAGACAUCCGGGCCGACAGGGACUACUAUCGGCUGCCGGAGGCCGCGGUGGAGCUGGCAAAAAUAUCAAAGCUCCUCCUGGCGAUGGAAAAGGGUUCUCUUGAAAAGUUCAAAGGAAACUCUCUGGACGACAUCGAGAUUGAAGAUGAAUUGGAGCCAGAUGUGGAGCAAGUCAUCCCUGAAAACUGUUACACAGAGGACAACGAGGAAUCAGAAGACUUGGUUCAGCAGAGCGAUGCUGCAGAACAACAAGGCAAUCACCCGACACCUGAGCAGGACGCCUUGGAGCACGUCAAGGCCUGCAGGGACAAACCCUUCCUGGAGGAGAGAUUUAUCGACCCCAUUAAAGGGAGAGGUGUGUUCACCUGUGAAGCCAUCGAACCAUCCAGCUUCGUUGUUGAGUUUCGGGGGAACAUCUCGCGGCACAAAGAAACCAUGAAACAGAAGCAGCAAGAUGCUCUGAACGAUUAUGUGUUUGACUUCUCGUGGAAUAAAACGUUCUGGCAGAUUGAUGCUUCCAGCGAGGACGGGACCCUCGGGAGGCUCGUGAACGACGAUCACAUCAGUCCAAACUGUGUCGUGAAGACAGUUGUCUGUGAGGAGAAACCACACCUCUGUCUGUUCGCAGUGACGGAGAUCUCUCCAGGCGACGAGAUAACGUUCAACUACGGCGACUCCUCUUACCCGUGGCGCUCAAAGGAAUGCACCUCGGAACUAAAUCCAUCACCAACAGAAGAAAACGCUGCAGCAUCUCCACCAGAGGAUGAAAAUGCUGAGGACUCGUGCUGUGAUGACGACUUCGCUCCUUCUACCAGCAACCAGCAGCGUCAGAGCUCCUCAGAGUGCGACUCCUCUGACGACUUCAACCCAGACGAAGAGGUCAAGAACCCUUCCUUCACCAGCAAGAACUAUUGUUUCGUCUGCGGCGCGGCUCAGUCUAAAAUAUCUCGCCACCUCCUGACUCACAGGAAGGAAGUGCCUGAAAUAGCUCAACUGUUGAAACUACGCAAAAACUCCAAAGAACGAAAGCGGCUGUACAGCAAGCUGCGAGAUCGAGGGAAUAACAAACACAAUCAGGAGGUUCUGAAGAAUCGCAGCGGAGAACUGAAAGUGAAGAGAAGAAAAUCAAACAAGCAUGCCACUGCUGCAGUAUUCAGGCCCUGUCGGUACUGUCAGGGCAUGUAUACUCGUGCAGACAUGGGGCAACAUCUGAAUAAGUGUCCUGCAAGGCAGUUCUCAAGAUUUCAAACACGUGGCAAGACUCAAAUUUUAGACUUGGUGGAUUCUGCCGAGUCGACAGACCCACAAAACAUGCCGGCCGACCUGAGGAAGAUGUUAGAGACGCUGAAGGAUGACGAGAUUUCAUCUGAAGUCUGGAACGACUCGCUCAUACUGCAGCUGGCUCAGUGUUUGUACAAAGCAACUGAAAAAAAAAAUACAAGAUGUGAAAAAAUCAAAGACAAGGUGAGGCAAAUGGGACGACUCCUGUUUAUACUGAAGAAGAAGUCGAUAUGUAGCAUGGAAGAGGCCAUCAAACCGGAAAACUUCAGCAAAGUUGUUGAAGCUGUGAAGGAGCUCACCGGCUUCAAUGACCAGUCAAAGUCCUGCGCCAAAAUCUCCGUCAUGAGGUUUGUGGGAUUCUGUCUGAAGAAAAUCGGUGACAUUAACUUCGCCAGAGCUCUGAAGGAGAACGCCGACAAGGAGACGAUGAACAAAGCUCAGGAGUACAUGAUGCUGUGUGCCAAAGAGUGGAACUCGGCCCCUUCGUCUAAAGUCAACACCAUCCCAUUCGUGCAGGACGUGCAGCUUUUCUUCCAGUGCUUGGAGAAGACGGCAGUGUCUGGAGUCGAGAGUCUGAGGAUGUACGUGUGCGCUCCGGUCUACACGGCGCUCCUCAGAGUUACGGUCGCACGAGUGUCGGUGCUGAACAAAAAUAUGCCCGAAGUUUCAAAAUCGACGCUCAAGUCAUUCAAGGAACGAGAUGAGGCCGAAGACGCAGCUGUCAGUCAGUCACCGCUGGAGCAAAUACUCAACAAACACAUUGUGAAAAUCAACCUCAUGAACCAAAGCGACCAAAAGAUUCCCGUCACGUUGACCUCUGACCUCCUCACUGCAAUCACGCUGCUUGUGGAUAAAAGAGAAGCAUGUGGCAUCCAUGCGGAGAACCCCUUCUUGUUUGGACGACCUGAAGCCUCAAGCUCCAGCUUCUAUCACGGACACCAGUGUGUCAGCGUUUUUGCGUCACGUUGUGGUGCAAAGAACACGUCGAACCUCCGACCUCCGCUUCACAAGCACAUUUUAAGAGUUUUCCAGAUUCUCAGCCUGACGAACGACGAGCUCGAUCAGCUGGCCAAACUGUUGGGACGCGACAUUCAGACAGACAGAGAGUUUUAUCAGACGCCAGAGGCAGCUGCCGACAUCGCAAAGAUCUCAGAGCUUCUGUCAGCAGCCGAGAACGGAUCUCUGGAAAAGUUUGAAGGGAAAUCGCUUGAAGAAAUUGAGAUUCCAGAUGAGCUGGAACUGGAUGUCGAGCAGCCAAAUGAAGAAUCUCUUCUGCUGAGCGGUCUCCCCUUCACAAAGGGCACUGCUUCAAAACCAAAAAAGAAGAAGAAGAGCCGGAAAAAGAAGCCGGAGAGCGAAGACGACGACUUCUACCUGGAUGACGAGGUGAACACGGAGAGAGACGACUGGUCGGAGGAGCAGCUGGCUGGCAACGCACCUGAGGACACGGCGUCCCGUGGCAACGAGGACGCCACGAGGAUGUCCUUCAGCGACGGAGAUGACGACAUGAACGUGGACUUUGACGUGGACAUGGACACCGAUGAGGACAUCAGGAAUGAGGAACGUAAUGGAGACACGACAAAGGAGAACGAUGACAGCAGGGCUGCAGACCCUGAAGACGUAAUGGACUUUAAUGCUGUGAACAAUUCAGAGACACAAGAUCAAAAGAAAGGAGCCGAGCAAAAUAACUGGAUGGAUGUGAACAGCAGGAGUUCCUCUGACAAGUUAAUGGAAGAAAAGAAGAAAAAAUUAUUAGCUGCAGUGGCCGGAAUGAAACAAGCAAAGAUAUUACUUGAAAAACUGGACAUUGUAAAAUAUCAGGCUUCAGUCAAGUCGCCCGUCCAAGACGACAACAACCUGCAGAAUCGAAGAUCCUCCAAACACACAAACGACAAGCAAAGCUACGCGAAGGCGACGGAGAUGAACUGUUCCUUCUGCAGGAGCAUCAUGAUGAAGGGACAAACAGCCUAUCAGAAGAAAGGAUUCACAGACGUCUUCUGCUCCAAAAACUGCCUUUUCCAAAUGUUUCCCAUUGUGAAAACAGUCACAAAAACGUGCCACUACUGCAUCAAGUCGAUCUCACAGCCUGCGGACCUCAUCAUGGCUGCAGUGGACAAUAAGGGAACUAUGAAGGAUUUCUGCAGCGUAACAUGCCUGAUCUCGUUCAAGUCCGACUCCGUUCCGACUACCUGCAGCAUGUGCAACAAAGCCUGCACUAGCACAUGUGAGUUGAUCCUGAAUGAGACGGUCCACCCGUUCUGCAGCGAUCCCUGCCUGCAAGAUUUCCACAGGGAAAACGUGGACGUCUGUGAGAACUGCAGCUUGUCCCUCCUCAAACGCCUGAUGCUGAGGCUGAAGCUGGAGGAUGGGACCAAAGCCAUCUGCAAACAAGAUUGUCUGGACGAGUUCAAAGAGAAUAUAACGACGCCCCACCAAUGCACCAUGUGCCACAGUUUGCGACCAGUUUCUAACAUGGUUGGUUACAAGAACGAGGAGAACAUUGUGACGCUCUUCUGCACCCGCAACUGUGUGACGUCUUAUAAGCUUGGGCUUGAGUUUGCCAACAAGUCUACAGAUGAGAAAAGCUCAGGUACGAUGAGCAAGAGGAAAAGAGGCAGGCCAAAAAAAAUCCUGAGUACUGUGGAGGAGUGUGGAGAGGAGACUGUUAAUACUGAGAAUGAAAAUAUCGUGACAGACUCGGCUGUGAGUGAACACGAUGCACCUGCAGCUGUCAUAGCCACGUCAGACACGAUCACACGCAGAUCGGGGUCCUUCUGCUGCAAGUGUGGAAAGCAUCUGCCGGAUGGAGAGAUGAUGUACUGUCAGAAGAACAAGAAGGACGUUUUCUGCUCCAAAGAAUGCGUCUUUGAAAAGCAACAAAUGGCUAAACUCGUCACCAAAACCUGCUACAACUGCCUCCAGGUGAUAACGCGGCCUCAGAAGUUGAUCAUGGCUCCGGUCGAUGAUUCAGGAACGAUGAAGGAGCUGUGCAGCAGCGCGUGCCUCUCUUCUGUCAACUCCAAAAGAAAGGCGACUGCCCUCAAAGCCAAGUGCAAGAUGUGCAGCAAAGUCAGCUCUUGUAAAUCCAGAAUGACAGUGGACGGCUCGCUCCACAUAUUCUGCAGCAACGCCUGCUUCAUCCACUACCACAGAGCCAACAACCUGCCGGUGUCCCUGUGUGACGUCUGCAGCUGCGUCAUCCGCGACAACAACACCAAUCGAUUCAUGCUGAAGGCGGACGACGGCACGAAAAUCAUCUGCAGCGACGAAUGUCUGGUCAAGUACAAAGAGAACAUUGAGGCGUCUCGGCCGUGCCCCAUGUGCCAGACGUCCCACCAGCUGUCAGACAUGGUUGAAGGUGAAAACCAGGAGGGCAUGCUGGACUUCUUCUGCAGCAACAGAUGUAUGAUGGUGCACAAGGCUCAGUCCUCCUCCGUCUCCGGAAGGAACAGCCCACCAUCUGAGAAUAAUGACAUUAAAGAAGUGAAGCCGUCUCCAUCAUCUGAAGAGUUUGACUUUAAGGAAGGGAAACCGUCUAAAACAUAUUUGGACUUUAUCAAAGAAGAACCGGUGGAUGAGGGCUACAGCCAGAACCCCCCGUCCUCCGUCUCCACAGAAAACAUCAAGGACGAGCCGAAGGCUGGAGACGAUUCGACCAAGGACGACUUGAAGAUCGAUUCAGUCUUCUCCUUGACGGGAGGCUCGUCCUCGGCCACGUCCACAGCUCAACUUCUCACCCAGGUGGAUUUUCCUGCACCUUGUUCCAACUGCAAACAGGUCCUGCUGGACGGAGAGACGGUGUACCAGAGGAAAGACCACGCUGACAUCUUCUGCUCCACUUCCUGCCUGCUGACAUUUUACCAAAAGACUCAAGUUAAGAGGACGUGCAGCUUCUGCCUUCAAGGGAUGUCGCAGACUCAGGAGGUCCUGCAGGUCCCGGGGGACGAAGAGGGGACGAUGAAGGAUUUCUGCAGCGUAACCUGCCUGUCCUCCUUCAACUACAAGAAAAUCAUGUCCACCAAAAUACAGCUGGCACCCGUCACGUCACAGUCACAGUGCAGCAUGUGCAGCAGAUAUUGCAUAAGCAAACGUGAGAUCAUCCAGCAGGACUCCGUCCACAAGGUCUGCAGCGACCCUUGUUUCCUUCGCUUCUGCAACCUGAACAACCUGACGAUCUGCGAGAACUGUCGCUCCUGCUGCGACUCGCCUCUCCUGCUCCGCAUGGAAGACGGCUGCAAGAAACUCUGCAGUGCAGAGUGUUUGGCCAAAUUCAAACAGACGAUCAAAACACUGCAGCCGUGUGCGAUGUGCCGCAUCUCGUUUUCAGUGCCGGAUAUGUUUGAAAACAAAAGCAGCGAGGACGUAGUGGAGCUCUUCUGCACCAGGAGUUGUGUGAUUGCAUCGAAGAUUCAGGCGUCAGGAACUCCACUGAGUUGUGACCAAUGUGGUAAGAACCAACUACCUGCCUGCCACCUCGCCAUGUCGGACGCCUCCAUCAGAAACUUUUGCACUCUGACCUGUGCCAUGUCUUUUAAGGACGCCCAAAAGGACACGAGUGCUGCCACUAACUCGACCGGAGCUGCAGACCAAACACAGAAUGACUUCCACAAACCUCCAGAGAAACUGCCGUGUGCUCAGUGUCAGCGCGCUAUAAAAGCUGCUCCCAAAGUCAUCCAGAGAAAGGGCAAGAUUAAUUUUGUGUGCAGCGUGGCGUGUUCUGAGGAGUUUAAGAAGGUCGACAACCUCUUGGGAAAGUGUGAAUAUUGUAAGAAAAAAAAGAUCGUCAGUGACGUGAAGAAGGUCGACGGCAAAGAACGCUACUUCUGCAGCGACGGCUGCCUGGUGCUGUUUCGUCGCAAGCUGGAGAAGGAGUGGGGCGACCACUGCGGCUCGUGUGCAUACUGCUUCUGCAUCUCUCGGACGCUGGUGACGGCGAAGUGUGACGGCGCUGACGAGAAGUUCUGCUCUGAAGAAUGCAGCUCAAACUACAGCACGCCCCACUGCCGUGUUGCAAAGUGCGACACCUGCGGCCGUGACGGUAAACUGAGGCAGCGGCUCCCCCUGCUGGGAGAAGUCAAACACUUCUGUGACCUGAGAUGUCUCCUUCAUUUCUGCAAUAAAAAGGUCCAGAUGGGCAACACAGUCUCUUCUCCUCCUCGACCUUCAGACACGGUCGACUCCUCCCCCGUCAUCGAAAACGUUAUCUCACUUGCUGGCGCUUUGGCGAUGCGGCCCGGAGCCUCUGAUAGCUCUACACAACAUGUCUCUGACCCCGACAUUCAAACAAAGGUUGUUGGACAUGCCAGUGUUCAGACCGUCCCCACGCAGCUGAAGAACAAGUCCAUGCUGUGCACGCCGCUGGUCCACAACAAAGGAGUCUCCUGCACGACACAGACAGUCGACACCCAGACUCAGACAGACAAGACAAAAUCUGUCCCCAAAUUGGUGGUCCUGCCUGUCCCAGUGCCGGUGUACAUUCCUCUGCCUCUGAACAUGUACAGCCAGUACACACCGACGCCUCUGGGCCUGCCUCUACCGCUUCCCGUGCCCGUGUUUCUUCCCGAACCGACGGUGAAAUCCAUGAAGGAAACAGUCGAGCUGGAGCUGCUGCAGGGAGAAGCUGGUUUAAAGUCUGAGGUGAAGAAAGCGAGGCGAGGCGAGACGAGGAAGAGAGACGACAGAGUGACAACAGGAGAGGCACAAAGAGAAGAAAGUUACGCUCUAAAGGACUGCAGCGAUGACUUGGAUUCAAAUCAUCAGGAGACUUUCAGCAACCAGGACGACUCUGAUGUCAGCUCUGCGUCACACAGUCGACUGCACACCCAUGAAAAUCCACCACCUCUGUUUUUAGAGAUAAUUGGGUCUGCUGAGCCUCAACCUGACCUCCUUCCUCCUCCUCCUGCUGCACCGGCUCCUCCGCUAUCUAAACAAACCUUUGGAAAAAUCCACAACAAGAACAAGCGCCGUAAGCUGCAUCAGUCGUCCACAGCGGCUAAAGAGGGAAAGUUGACGUCCAGGACGCACGGCGAGCUGCAGAGUCGAUGCGGCAUCGACGCCUGGAAGAGAUGGAUCCAGUGGAGGAACUCACACUCCAAGCUGGACCUUGAUUCUCCUCGUGCUGAGACGUUAAACGAGGACGUUCUUCGCUGCUCUGCGGUCGAGCUGAACAACAGCCUCUGUUGUUUCAUCACGGAGGUGAAACGACCCGACGGAGAGCCGUACUCCCCCGACAGCCUGUUCUACCUCUGCCUCGGCAUCCAGCAGUUCCUGUUUGAGAACGGCCGUUUGGAAAACAUAUUCAGUGAUCUGAUCUACAGCAAGUUCUCCACACACAUCACCAAAAUCCUGAAAGGUUUCAAACCGUCAGCCGGUGGCUCCUGUGUGGAGGAAGAGUUUCUGUGGGACUGUAAACAGCUGGGGGCGUACUCCCCCAUCAUCCUCGUCAACACGCUGCUCUUCUUCUGCUGCAAACACUUUGGUUUCACCACGGUGGAGCAGCACCGCCGGCUGUCCUUCGCACACGUCGCCUGCUGCACCAAAACUAACCCGAACAACUCCAAGACCACCUUCCUGCGUUUCUACCACCCAAUGUCCAUAAACAAGGGCGAGUCAGAUGCAGACGGCGUUCCUGCUAAGAAGCGUAAGAAAACUGAGGGUAAAGAGGAUUUCCUGGAGAUGAUGGAGAACACGGAGAACCCUCUGUGCUGUCCAGUCCGACUCUACGAGUUCUACCUCUCCAAGUGCCCUGAGUCGGUGAGGCGGCGCUCCGACCUGUUCUACCUCCGUCCAGACGUCAGCUGUGUUUCCAGCAGCCCGCUGUGGUUCUCCUCCGCCCCGAUGGACGCCGGGGACGUGGAGGCCGCGCUCGUACGAAGCCUCGCCGUCCGAGAACUGCAGGAGGGAGACGGAGGAGACGGAGGAGGUGCGGAGCGGCAGACGUCACCGCUCGGACCAGAUGAGGAGGAUUCAGAGUGAUGAAGGGAAGUUUACAAAUUACUUUUUUUCCCCUUUUGGACAACUUUGUUUUCAUUUUAUAUCAAGUGGCAUUAAAAAAAAAGGACAGAAAAACUCAUCAAACUGAAAACACAUUUUGUGAUUUAUCUCUCUGCAUAAACCUUGAGUAAACUCGGACCGUUGCUCCGUUUAGCUGCUGUUUUGUUGUUCAACUAUAAAAGAAAAAAGACGUUUUAUUGCUGAUUUAUACCGUUUGUUGACUCUGUGUCACAGAUAAUGUUGCUGCUUUUUCAGCUGUGACUGGAGAUUCAUUUUUAUUUUCAAAUAAUAAAAAUACUGAAAA
Molecule: messenger RNA, 11005 nt
Organism: Centropristis striata (black sea bass)
Lineage: Eukaryota; Metazoa; Chordata; Actinopteri; Perciformes; Serranidae
Exons: 48
Coding region: 130-10683 (3517 amino acids)
Molecular function (GO): protein binding; zinc ion binding
Source: RefSeq, a predicted model, not a curated record